Molecule: messenger RNA, 1076 nt
Organism: Pocillopora verrucosa
Lineage: Eukaryota; Metazoa; Cnidaria; Anthozoa; Scleractinia; Pocilloporidae
Product: adenosine receptor A3-like
Biological process (GO): G protein-coupled receptor signaling pathway
Cellular component (GO): plasma membrane
Molecular function (GO): G protein-coupled receptor activity
Source: RefSeq, a predicted model, not a curated record
AGCAUUAAAAUAAGUGUCGGGCAUCAUCCAUAGUAGAAAGCUAUUCGCCCUUUAAUUGAAGAACCACUGCUGUUCCUCAACCUUACAGUAGCUGUUGUUGAAAAAGAGCUUGUUUACAGGUCAAAAGAAAAAUAGUGCCCAGUAAAAUGGAUUUUAACUCAUGGAACAUCUUCUGGGGUAUAUGUUUUGGUGUAUUGGGGACUUUGAUCACUGCAGGAAAUAUUCUCACCAUCUGGAUAUUCUUCAAACAGAGACGCCAAAAACGCUCUUACUCUCUUCUCAUAAGCUUGGCAGUUGCUGAUUUGCUGGUGGGGAUUUUUGCUGUCCCUUUUUAUAUAAAAGCAGUUGUAUCACAGGGAUAUACAUGGUUCUUUGUUUCCAUCAGUGCUGACGUUUUCACUGGCAUAACGUCCAUCUACACUCUUGCGGUCAUUUCCUUGGAAAGAAUGUUCGCUGUCGGUUGGCCUCUUCGUCACAGAACUGUGAACUAUCGUGUUUACAUCUGCGCUAUUAGCAUACCGUGGAUCAUAGCGGCAAUAUUUACUACUUUAGUGGUGUUACGGGUGCUUAAUAUGAUAGGGAGGGAGUAUUUCUCUUAUUGUCUUGUUUUAAUUCCUGGAAUGCCUCUAAUAACUAUAUGUGUAGCAAACUUUGUUAUUUGGAAGAAGCAGAAAACGCCAUUUCGCGACCAGAAUCACAUCAAAAGAGAAGUGAAAUUGGCGAAGACACUAGCUCUCAUAACAGGAACAUCACUUUUUACUUGGCUUCCUUUUCAAAUUCUAAAUAUUUUGUUUGGAUUGAAAGUCUCGGAAAAUUUUCACCUUUUUCAAUUAACAAUAUUUGUUACCAAAAUUUUACAGUUUAGCAAUUCAUUUGUGAACGUGAUAAUUUAUCCGCUCAGAAUCCCAGAAUUUAAGCGCACUUUAUUCCAGAUACUUAAUUUCUGUGUAAUUCCCUUUAGAAGAUCCAGCACUAAGAUAUCUUCAUCAGCCGGGACCGGGUCAGUUGUGUCCUUGAUAACGUUUACAAAUUCGACAUUUUCACUAUCAAACGUUCACCAGGAAAGUUCGCUUUAG